AUGGAGCAUCCGCUGAUACCGUUGAUCGGUAAAAGUACGUCGCUUGAGAGCGUGAAGAGGUUCGUUCGAUCGAUUAUCAACAUCUUUGGGGAGGAAUACCUUCGUUCACCGACUAAUGAAGACGUUGCACGCCUGCUCGAGGAGGGUUCACAACGAGGUUUUCCUGGUAUGCUUGGGAGCAUUGACUGCAUGCACUGGGUAUGGAAGAACUGUCCAACCGCCUGGCAAGGUAUGUAUACUGGGCAUUUUCAUGAACCUACAAUUAUUUUGGAGGCCGUAGCUAGCAAAGAUAUUUGGAUAUGGCAUGCCUUCUUUGGAUUGCCGGGGUCUCACAAUGACCUCAACGUGCUACAUCGUUCUCCGGUUUUUGCACAACUUGCGGAGGGAAGAGCUUCACCGUGCAACUAUACUGUUAAUGGUCACGAGUACAAUAUGGGAUACUAUCUCGCCGACGGGAUUUACCCAGAGUGGUCCACAUUAGUGAAGACUAUUCCAGCACCGCGAGGAAACAAGCAUAAAUACUUUGCUCAACAACAAGAGAGCGCAAGAAAAGAUGUUGAGCGAGCUUUUGGCGUGUUGCAAGCUCGAUUUGCGAUUGUUCGUGGACCAGGACGUUUCUGGCAACCUAGUGUGCUGAAAGACAUCAUGACAGCUUGCAUCAUAAUGCAUAACAUGAUCGUUGAAGAUGAACGAGAUUGUCAAUUGGACAACAACUUCGACUUUAAUGAUUCGAUACCAGUCGUUGAACCUUCUCAUGUGCAGACGGUGCCUCUAACUGAGUUCAUCCAAAAUCAUCAUCGAAUCAGGAACACGCAAACACACAAAUCACUAAAGAAUGAUUUGAUCGAGCAUCUGUGGCAGCUCAAGGGAUCCAUCGACGAAUCGACGAGGAUUAAGUUUCUAAUGUAA
This is a messenger RNA of Asparagus officinalis (garden asparagus), 909 nucleotides long. RefSeq lists its product as uncharacterized. Bases 1 to 909 code for a protein of 302 amino acids. The record is from RefSeq and is a predicted model, not a curated record. NCBI's taxonomy places the organism in Eukaryota, Viridiplantae, Streptophyta, Magnoliopsida, Asparagales, Asparagaceae. The transcript has a single exon.